Synchiropus splendidus (mandarinfish) is the source of this 6371-nucleotide messenger RNA. It is a transcript of the gene bltp3a, whose product is annotated as bridge-like lipid transfer protein family member 3A. The transcript has 21 exons. The coding region runs from base 536 to 4522 and encodes 1328 amino acids. Lineage: Eukaryota; Metazoa; Chordata; Actinopteri; Syngnathiformes; Callionymidae. The record is from RefSeq and is a predicted model, not a curated record.
UUCCGACAGCGGCUGUAGAUCUUGUGUAUGUUUCGAGCCAUGUUUCAUUUCUAAGAAUAACACAAUUUGCUCUGCCUUGUCAGGUGGAAUUGUUUGAAGCUUCUCCAGUGAAAUGACAGCUGCUCGCUCAUAUAUAAUCCACGUUGAAAGCGUCAGGAGUCACAUUUGUCACAUGAUGCGCUUCGAUAUGGCAUCCAGUAGAUGGCGCUGUUUUGUUGUGGUACUCGCCACUGCAUGUUAAAAAAUCAGUUUGACAUCGGACAAAAAUCGGUUUAGAGAAUUUACUGCAGCCCGUUCAACAUGCGCAUCACGUACAUGCAUUCAACGGUCAAUUCAAUAUUGAAGAGGUGACUCCGUAUAACUCACGCGUGUGUGUGUGUGUGCGCGCGCGCGUGCUCUCUGGUGUGUAGCAGUUAGCUGCGCCUCCUCAACAUAGGCUAACGUGAUGCGGUGUUGUGCCCGUCGCUGAGGCGCCUGUUAGCCGGUCGUUUCACCGUCCAACUCGCUGCUGUCGCUUGACGGCAGGGGAGCAGCCAUGGCAGGCAUUAUCAAAAAGCAGAUUUUGAAACACUUGUCAAGGUUUACCAAGAACCUGUCCCCGGACAAGAUAAACCUGAGCACUUUGAAAGGGGAGGGGCAGCUCUCGAACCUGGAGCUUGAUGAAGAGGUUCUCCAAAACAUGCUUGACCUGCCUACCUGGCUGGCUGUCACACGCGUCUUCUGUAACAAAGCAGCCAUCAGAAUUCAAUGGACAAAGUUGAAAACAAGCCCCAUCUGCCUGUUUCUCGACAAGGUGGAAGUGGAGAUGAGAACUUGCGAGGAGCCUCGGCCACCGAAUGGUCCCUCCCCCAUUGCAAUCACAGCAGGCCAGAGUGAGUACGGUUUCGCUGAGAAGGUGGUGGAGGGCAUGUCUGUCAGGAUCAACACCAUCACCAUCAAAGUUCAGGCCCGGGCAUUCCAUGCCUCCUUCGAGCUGUGGCAGCUGCAGGGCAACAGUCUCAACCCCAAGUGGCAGCGCACUGACCUCCGCUACACUCGCGUGACCGACCCAAAGAGAGGAGAGGUGUUGACAUUUAAAGAAAUAAACUGGCAGACGUUAAGAAUCGAGGCAGAUGCCAUCGAGAGUGACGACCAGGACCUGGGAAGCACACCGCUGCGUCUCAUUACCAACCAGGGCCGCAUCCGCAUCGCCUUAAAGCGCAGAAUUAAAGAUUGUAACGUGCUGGCGUCCAAGUUGUUUUUUAUCCUGGACGACCUGCUGUGGGUGCUGACUGACUCGCAGCUUAAAGCUAUCAUCCACUACGCAAAGUCCCUCAGCGAGGCCAUGGAGAAGUCGGCGCAGCAAAGGAAGAGCAUGACAGCCGAGUCCCUGCAGACGGCUCCUCCCUCUCCUGGCCUCCACAGCUUGUGGACUGAGCCCCCACCAGCCCCCCCAGGGACUCCCAACAACAUGAGUCAAUACUUCGAUACCUUUGAUGUGAAAGAAUCGUCAUAUCACACUUUUAUAUCCCGCUUGGACUUACACAUAUGCAAUGACAGUUCAUCAGCUGACGAAGAUGAACCUCCCCCACCAGGAUUACAGGGUGCGAUGCAGCUGACAUUCAGGAAACUUGGUGUGGACUACUAUCCCAUCCACAGACCGGCUGACGGAUGUCGUCACUGGGAGCGCCACACUGGAGCAAUGGAUGCUCACGCGCAGUGGGCGGGGAAGUUGCUCCAGGAAUAUCAGAGAAAAGUCGAGGCUUCAGGUUUUCCAGGGCCGCAAAACCAGGCACCACUAACAAACAAGGACUCACCUGCUAAGACUGGUCAAGCUGAACAUAGAAGUCCAAAAACAAGCCACUCGGACAAAGAACAGGCGACAGGCAGACACUCUGAUGGCGCUGCUGUGGCCUCCUCCCUCAAGCGACUGCGCUCCAGCUGCAUGGUGAUCCGGAUGGAUGAUGUGGACAUUCACCAGGUCUCAACGAGAGGCCGGCAAAAUAAGAAGACCCAGUCUUUACUGUCGUGCCAUCGGAAAGCACUGCGAUUGCCGGAUGAUGUGCCAGGGGUGUACCUGCAGUUCACUGAGUACUACUUUCCCAACAACCCCGCUUUCCCAGUUCCAACUUCAAACCUGUACGCCCAGAUAAACGGCCUCCAUCUGUGUGUUGACCCAGCGAGUGUGUUGUGGAUCAAUUUGUUCUCCCGCGGCCUGCUACAAACUCUGGACCAAGUCAAAGCAUUCUAUCAUUUGCAAGACAGAAGCAAAGCCGAUGAGCACGUCGACAUCCGCGUUGACGCUGCUCAACUGAAACUGAUUGUUCCACUGGACUCUUCCAUAUUGGACCAUCCGGAGCGCCCACAGUCCCUCAGCGUCAGUGUCCCUCAGAUGGUGCUGAGCAACACUCGCUGCUGCCCACACUGCUCCAGUUCUGACCUCAGCAGCACCUAUGAGAAGUUCUCUAGCUGCUCUUUCUUCCAGAGGGGCUCGGCCCCUUCUUAUCCCAGAGAUAUCAGUGCCUUCCACGCACUUCCACCCUUCUCCCUGUUGGAGUCCAAAGAACCGGAGCGUCUGCUGGAGUCAACACUGUCACGCUCCAGGGAUGUCUGGUCUCUCAGCCUGUCCCGCGUUACGCUCGGUUUUGAUGGAGCUCGGAAUUUACCAAAAGGCAGAACCCAACCGUUUGUUGAGCCGUUCUCUCUGUCUGUGUGGAUGUGCCAGCCUUCUCGCCGUAGAUCCAGCUCAUCCUCCCCUACUAGUCCAACCAGAUCCACUUUAAAUCAAGAGGAAGUCUCUCUUGCCUCCGUCCAUAUCUUAGCCCAUUCCAUCACCCCUGUAAAGAUGUGGUUAAACCACUACCAGUAUGUUGCGCUGCUGAGAAUGAAGGACGCCUUGGCCCGUUUAGGGGCAGAGUUGGGCCAGGCUCUUCCCUAUGGUAAAAAGACUCAUGACCAGAAGAGGAAACCUUUGACAGUCUGCCUCGCCGGGCUUGUCGACUCUUUAGAAGUGGGCCUCCUUUUGCCUCCAUCUUCCACAGAGCCAGAGGAAGAGAUUCCCCAGACUCCAGAGACAGAAAGCCCGAGUGUAACAGACUCUGAAGCGUCCCCCACCCACCAGGCCACUGAUCUGGUCUUGGAGGACACAGUGUUGGAAAAUGGCGUCUACUCUGUCAACGCCGAUGCUUCAAUAUCUGAUCAGGACGAGCCAGAUGAAGUUGUGGAGGAAGCUUGUGAGGCAGUGGAGGAAGGGAUGGAUGGCCAUGAAGACAAGGAGCGUACCCCUGUUCUGUCUCCUCGACCAUCACCUCUUGUCUCCCCGAACUUGUCCAGAGAACCAUCCACCUUCAGUCUGGAAGGGGAGUUGUCAAGUGCCAUUAAUGUCACCAAGGAUGUGACCAAAGAUGCCAUCAGUGCCUCACUGGAUUUGACCAAGGGGGCAUUUUCCAUCACGAAAGAUGCCUUCAGCAUGUUGAGCCGAGGCUCAGGGAUGAGCAAGCUGUUCAGUGCGCAGGCCAGGGAGCAGGUGAAGCGCUCAGAAGAGUCCUCCCCGUCUUUGGCUCCCAGACCUCUGAAGCAGUCACCGUCCCAGCAUUCCUUCGACAGCGCAAUUUUGGAUGGCAGCCUGCCAGAUGAAAGUCUGUCAGUGAACAGUGACGCCAGCGAUAAUUUUGUCAUCCUCAUGGACUCAGAGUCAGGAAUGGAGUCCAUGCCCAUGAGCAACACUCCCACAGGGAGCCGCAGAAGCCCAGCUCCAGGGACGGAGGGAGGCUCAUCGGCUGACCUCAGCAGCUCUCUCUCCCAGAGCACCGAGGAUGUUUCCCAGGAAAUGUCGUCAGUGUUGCUACUGGUUCUGACUGGAGCGGCAUGUACUUUGGAAGUCAAUGGGGACAACCAACUUGCAGCUGUGGAAGUGCAAAACCUCAACACUGUGCAGAUGGGCAACGUCAAAAUAUCUGAUCUGCACGCCGGUCUGGUUCAAGCUCCGGUUGAGACCCCAAGUUGUCAGGUUCAAAGAACCAGCCCAGCUGUUGCGCUCCAGGCACAAAUGGGUCCAUCGGCAGCUCAACAUGCCGCUCUGGCAGAGUCGCUGGGCUUCUUGGACGUGAGAGUGAAAGACCUGCAUGCCAACCUGCUGGCCUCCACGGUGGCUAGCAUCGGCCCGUUUCUGGAGGACGAGUUCAGCGUCGACGGUCAGCCAAUGAGGUUGCACUUCAGCAAUCUGACCAUCACGAUGAAGGAUGACGGCCCCAGAAUCUACCCGACGGCCCCACAGUCAACACCAGCCACAUUUGUCGUCGAGCAAAUGAUAAUGGAGCGCUGUGAAGACGGCAUCAUGAGGCUGAAAGGGGUUCCUGUUGCUGGCCUGGAGCUCCAUAACUUGUCCUGCUCAGAGCGUCAGACAGAGUCCCAAACCUUGGAGUCGGAUCUCUCUGAGGCCCGCGCUGCUCUCACCCAAGCCCUCAGUGACAAAGAACGCCUCCUCCUGGAGAUCAGGAAGUACGAUCCCGCUUUUACUCUCUCCGGCUCCCCAUCCAUGUGAAAGUGGAGGCCAACUCCUCCUGCUGACUGACCGGGAAACAUCAAGAACCAGCUCGUCUUUGGCUAUACUUGCGUGUUGGCAAACACUAAUCCCACCAGAGUAUAAAAGCUACAUUUAUGACACUGUAAUAGUCAAGAGGUCCCUUCUGUUGGUCUCCUGGGAUUUCCUCCAUCCAGAUUAGUGUGAACAGUAAACUUAUUGUGUGGUUUUAGUGUCGGUCAUGUGGCAUGUUUGGGUUUUAACCAAUAAGCUUUAAUUAAUGUGUGUGUGUAGUCAUUUUCAGUGGAAAACAUGCCAAACUUGCACUGACACUGCCAGGCAGAUCCAUCCAUUUUUAGCUGUGUAACAGUUGCUAAUCCAACAAAAACGUUCUGAAAUGUAGGUAAGAGGUUCUACAUGAACUGUUUGACUUGUGUUGGUGUCAAUUCCCCGAGAGCUUAGGAAGAGUGCCGCGUCUUUUCCAACCUUCUGAUUCAGUUUCACCUCUCUGGAGGGGAGUGUUGCUCUCUUAUCAUUUUGUUUCUUCACACAAAAAAAGCAGGUCAACAGUGUUCAUGUUUGCUUUCAAGCUUGUGAAAUGUUUUAUCAUGAUUUGGUUUUUUUUAAACUGUGAACAUACAUGCUUUGUGGCUGAAUGUCACUUAUCACUGUCAGUGAGUGAAGAGCAGUAGGUACAGCUGCCUCCGUGUGUGUGUGUGUGUGUGUCUAUGUAUGCAGAGGUUAUUGCAGCUGCCUGAGUUCUAAUACUUGAUCAUAUUAAGGCCCGGUACCAUAUGUACACAAGGAUACAUAUUUUAAGUUGUUUUACUCUGGUUUCUCAGCAGCACCAUGUUCGCUUCUUUCCGACCUUCUUGGCUUUUGAGUUGUGUAUUAUUUCUUUCUAACUUUGACUGUCCGUAGAGAUGGGAGGGUUGUGUUUGUGUCUUUUUUUCCUCCUUGUGUACAUGUGUUGACUGGGCCUUCCCCCCUCAGUAUCUUUCUCAUAGUGCAAGUCUGUCUCACAUGUUUUAUCAUAUUUAUUUUGUAACAAAUGGAAGGUCAAGUUUUAGUGAGUGAUUUUCCAAAAUGCUUUGGUACCCAUGAUGCAUGUUCACUGUGUGAGUCCUGCUGUUCAGUUGAUCCGAAUGCCAUUCGAAAGUUCACCCUCUAAUACUGUAUGCAGUCUUCUUUGUUACCUGGGCGACCCCUGGUGGCUGCCUGGUGAUCGAACUUGGGUUGCCUUAGAAUGAAGAAACCGUGUCUCAGAGGAAUGUAAAAUAAUCAAGCAAUAAUUCAUGAACCUGAGAAACCGUGACGUGAGUUGCUUUUACCUACAACCUGUGAACUGCAUGACACUUCUAUUGUAGAAAUCCUGCCAUUUAGGAAUCCGUGCUCUCUGUAGCCGUUUCUCUUUUAUUCAUGUUUAACAGAUGCAACAUGUAGCGGCAGAUGUGUUCGUCUUCACUCAGCAGUCGUGUUUAGUAGCCACAUCUGUUGACUGAGUAUUGAUAAUUCAACUUGAUAGACACAUAUCAGGGUAUUUCAUAGCGACCAGUUUUGUUUUUUUAAAGGACGUGUGGAGGUUCCUCUUGAUGCAUGGUUUUUUUGCACUGUGGUAAUUCACUGAAAAUUGCACUUGAAAAGGAGGAGUGAAAAGGAGUCAGUGGGAUUUAUUGUGGACAGUAUUUUUUUGUUUUGUUGAACGACGUUCAGUUUUGUAUUGCAUUACCAUUUUGAGACUAAUAUAUUAACUUGGUUCUGUGAACCAUUAACAGAGAAAAAUAAAAACUGCUGAACACAUGUCCUUUGGGCGUUUCCUCUUGUCAUUCUUGUGGAAAUGUUGAGUCAGUUUACUGUGCUGUGAUUUCAU